This is a messenger RNA of Pneumocystis carinii B80, 1829 nucleotides long. RefSeq lists its product as hypothetical. The record is from RefSeq and is a predicted model, not a curated record. Gene Ontology annotation, cellular component: cytoplasm. The coding region runs from base 23 to 1783 and encodes 586 amino acids. The transcript has 7 exons. Gene Ontology annotation, molecular function: zinc ion binding. NCBI's taxonomy places the organism in Eukaryota, Fungi, Ascomycota, Pneumocystomycetes, Pneumocystales, Pneumocystaceae.
UUGCAAUAUAGAGGUUUAUGCUAUGAAACUGGUUAUUUACGGGGCGAGCAGCACUAUUGCUACAGGCAUUGUGAUUCUGAGUGCAUUUUUGAAUCGAUCUAAUUUCUAUGCAUCAUGCAUAUAUAUGACGGAAAGCAGUGCAUGCUUGAUAGUCUUAAUGAAUAUGGGUCUUUUUCUUGCGACGAUUAUUGGGAAAGUGAUCCAGAGGAUUUUCUUUGGACCGUUACGUGCAAUAGAGAUAGAGCAUCUAUAUGAACGUGCAUGGUAUUCUAUAACGGAGACGUGUUUGGCUAUGACUAUUUUUCGGAAUAGUUUUGAUACGCGAUCAAUUAUUGUUUUUAUUGUAUUAAUUUUUCUUAAAACGUUUCAUUGGCUUUGUUUUGAUCGGCUGGAAUUUGCGAGACAAUCGGAAACUAUAUUAUUGAGACAGCAUGCACGAAUUGUGAUUUCUAUUGUUUUCCUAUUGAUUAUUGAUAUUAUCAUGACGAAUUUUUCUAUUAAUACGAUUCUUCAUGAAAAGCCGAGUAUGAUGCUUAUGUUUGCCUUUGAAUUUGCGAUUUUGACAUCGACGAUUAUCGGAGCAGGGAUUAAAUACAUUUUUAAUCUUAUCGAUUCGUAUCAGGAUACAUGGGAGAAUAAGGCAUUAUAUGUUUUAUAUCUCGAGCUUUUUAUGGAGCUUUUCAAGCUUAUAGCGUAUAGCAUUUUCUUCAUACUAGCAUUAACAUUUUAUGGUCUACCGCUUCAUAUUAUUCGAGAUAUAUACAUGGCUUUCAAAUCGUUUCUUGCUAAAUGCCGUGAUCUUAUUCGAUACAAAAGAGUUACAAACAAUAUGAAUCAGCGGUUUAUAGAUGCAACAUAUGAAGAAAUUGCUACUACGGAGGAUAAAACAUGUAUUAUUUGUCGUGAAGAAAUGGUUCAUUCAAGUAUGAAGAAGUUGGAUAAAAACGAUAAAUCACAAUCACGUAUCAAUAGCACUCCUAAAAAAUUACCAUGUAACCAUAUAUUACACUUUAAUUGUUUGAAGAAUUGGCUCGAAAGACAACAAAGUUGUCCUACAUGUCGACAAUCAGUUUUGGAAGAUCAAUCCAGGGAAAUAUUUAACAUAAAUAGAACCCAAAUAUUUCAUUUUUUGCGUAAUUUAGGAAGAAGAAAUGCCGAAGCACCCAAUAGAAAUCAAGAAAUAAGACAAAACAGAAACCCUGUCCCACAAAACCCUCCUAAUUAUCAAAACCCACAAAAUACACCUAUAUUUCCAAACAAUUAUAGAUUUUAUUCAGACUGGACAGUUAUUCCGUUAAUUAAUCAAAACAUUCAUUCAAUACAUAAUAUAAAUAAUAAUAAUAAUUCAGACACAUCUCUUUCAGAUAAUACAGAAAGUACUAAUCAGAAUAAACAAACGGAUUCUAAUUCAUCCUUCGAAGUUAAUAAAGGGAAAAAUUCUAUAAAAGCAUUUUGUCUAAACAAUGUCGACUCUAAUUUUCAAUCUGCAUUCCCAGAAAGAUUAGAUAUAAUCAAUUUUAAGGCACAAGCACCAUCCAACACUAUAUGUACAACAGAUUUAAAUUUAACCAAAGUUAAUUCCACUUUAUUUGAUGCAGAUAGUAUAAAAAAAAUCGAAGAAAGUAAUAAACUACUUUUGCAGGCUCAAGAGAAGAUUUCACAGAGUUUACAAAUACUAAAAACUCAAGAACUACAGAAAAAUGUUGAAAGUAAAACUCCAUCAAACACUGAUGAGACGGAUAAAAAUUUAAAUAAAGAUACCUCUUUAAUAGAAAACUCCUAGAUGCUCAGGUUUCAGAGAUAAUGCUUUUGAUAAUUGUAAAAAGUUU